CACAAACUAUCCCGGUUAGCGCAAAGCCACCAGCAUGGAAGACUUGAAUCUUCUAAAGGAAUUUGUUUCCUAUUCGACAACAGUUGCUGAUAAUCAGCAGACACACUUAGAGGAUGCUACCCCAAGCAUCUUUGGCUCAAGCAGCAUCUUCAGAUGCACGGGGCCCAAAGCCGAGCGACCAGACCUGAGCUGCGACCUCAUCAUAAAAAACAGAGUGGAAUCACUCCUCAAGUCGGGUCAUGAAGCCAUGUCAAAGUCAGAGUUUGAGAAGGCUGUGGCAUGCUUCAACAAGGCAAUCACUCUGAAACCUAACGAGGUUCAAUUGCAUGCGGAUGUUGCAGAGGCUCGCCUUAAACUGAACGAUUUUCAGGCUGCCAUCAACAGUUACUCUGAGGCUUGCCGUCUCAGUCCAGAAGACAAGACUUUCCUACACCGCCUUGCGUAUGUCUACCACCUACAGGGCCAGUCUCUGUUUGACAAGGGAAUGUUUGUUGGAGCUCUUGAGUCCUUUACCAAAGCAUCCGAACUGAGACCUGAUUUUAGAUCCUAUCAGUACAAGAGCCUGGCAUGCCUGACUGCUUUGGGACGCUAUAGUGACAGUCUGAAGCUGGUCACCAGGUGGCUUGAAACGGAUGAGCAGACAGCCGACCUGUUCGUCCUCAAAGCACGUCUCCACAAGCAACUCAACCAGAUGUCACUGUGCCACCACAGCCUGAAGUCGGCCCUCCGGCUGAACCCCUCUUGUCCAGAGGGCCUGGGCCUGCAGGCGGUGCUGAGGGAGGUCGGGGAGGUGCUGAGGAGGCAGGCCGGCACCAAGGCCCUGGAGGGCAACCUGCAGCAGGCUCUGGUCAGGAUCAACUCGGCCGUGCAGUCCUGUCCAGAGGAGCCGUCCUACUACCUGUUCAGAGGGACAUUGCAGCGUCGGCUGAAGGACUUCACCACAGCCAUCAAGGAUCUAGUGGCCGCCAUCGAGCUGUGCGAGGCUCAGCAAGCAAGUGCGGCCGCUGCCACCGCCACUACCUCCGCCUCCGCCACCACCCUGCGUGGACCUGCAGCUUCUUCCACCACCAUCGAGCUGUGCGAGGCUCAGCAAGCAAGUGCGGCCGCUGCCACCGCCACCGCCGCUGCCACCUCAGCCUCCACCAUCUUGGGUGGACCCGCAGCUUCUCCCUCCUCUUCCACUACCAUCGAACCGUGCGGGGCUCAGCAAGCCAGCACCGCUCCCGCCACCGAUGUCACCAAUUCCACCCGGGGGGGCAAGAUCACCCCCGCCUCCUCCUCCUCCUCCUCCGCCGCCGUCAGCCUGGGUGAGAUCACCGCCACCCUGGGCAGGGAGACCGACGCUGCCAUCUCAGCCACCACCAGCGCCUAUUCCUUAGCAGCCACGCCGGACGAGAGGCAGGAAGGAAGUGUGGCGGUACAGGAAGAGGCCCACCUGCAGCUGGUGCUAACCUACAAUGACUUUGCGCUGCACUGCUUCUCCCACGGCUGCUACAAGGAGGCGGCCAUGCUGCUCAGCAGAGCCAUAGAGGACUACAGGGAUGAGAGCGGCCUCUUCAUCAACAGAGGAGAUUGCUUCUUUAAGCAGGGGGACCUGUGCUUUGCUCUGGCUGACUACCAACAGGCUGAGGAGUUGGACCCCCACAACCGAGCCAUUCACGCCCGCCUGGCUGUCACCCACAACUCCCUGGGCAUGCAGAGCCAAGCCAAUAGACAAUUCCAGGAGGCUUUGGAGCACUUUUCUCAAGCUGUCAAGUACAACCCUGGGGUCAGCCAGUACUACGAGAACCGAGGCCGAAUCUACAACCGAGAGCAGAAGCUGGAGGAGGCCAAGGAGGACGCCAUUCACGCCAUUCUGCUGGAUCCCACCAAUCGGCAGGUGGAGGCCCUUCUGCUGAGUCUGUUCCCAGGAUCCUCUCUGUCCCAGGUCCUGCGCUGUGAUAUGGUCCAGACACUGCGCUCGCAGCUCGCCGCCCGAAUUGAUGCCUCUAAACAGACAGUAACUCCUGUUUCGAGACUAGCUGAUUCGCUGGAGGGAUUGAAGAUUCUGGAUGGGACCGAGUGCCAAUCAGAAGGGAUUCGCGGUGACUCAGUCAAUGUAGACCAGCAAGCAGAUGCCUCGAAAGCGUGAGGUGGAGACUCGACACAUGGCUAUGCAAGACAACAACAACAACAACAACAACAACAUCAUCAACAACAACAAUACAGGCAACCCAAUAAAAGGCGAGUGCACAGCUGAAAUGAAUUACUGAAUUCACACACUGCCCGCCAAACACUGCACAG
Messenger RNA from Engraulis encrasicolus (European anchovy), 2283 nucleotides. RefSeq names its product tetratricopeptide repeat protein 16-like. Gene Ontology annotation, molecular function: protein binding. NCBI's taxonomy places the organism in Eukaryota, Metazoa, Chordata, Actinopteri, Clupeiformes, Engraulidae. The transcript has 12 exons. Bases 35 to 2131 code for a protein of 698 amino acids. The record is from RefSeq and is a predicted model, not a curated record.